Molecule: messenger RNA, 2052 nt
Organism: Australozyma saopauloensis
Lineage: Eukaryota; Fungi; Ascomycota; Pichiomycetes; Serinales; Metschnikowiaceae
Exons: 1
Coding region: 1-2052 (683 amino acids)
Source: RefSeq, a predicted model, not a curated record
AUGGAUGAACUACUGAAGGACGAAUAUGAACAGAACCUCAAGGAUAUCAUUAGUGUUGAUCCCGAGGUCCCUGCUGGCCCAAAAGAGUAUCCUAACGAAUGUCUCUCUAGAAUUUUGCUUGAUAAUUAUCCUCAGUUACUUAAAUUGACCACCCUGUACUUCAAUUUGUCGCUAUCAUCACUUGUGACACGAUUCAUGGUUAAUUUGGUCUAUAAGCUUGAGUGCUGGGAAGUGUAUCAUCUAUUACAAGCUAUGCCAACACUCGAGUACUUCCUUCAAUUAAUUGGGUUUGACAUCAUAACUACUCCAUUCGGUCACAUUGUGAAACCACCGGAAAAUUUCUUGGGUUUCAACUUGCGUCAGGGUCUCCAGUAUACUUUUCCCUUCCCCUUCUACAAUUACUCAUAUCAUUCAACAAGACCUGAGGCGAGACUUGAAAAAUAUAGAAAGGUUUCAAUUGAGCCCUAUGUCGACAUUCGACUCAAUAAAAGCUCUGGUAAGAAACGGGCUCGAAAUAAAAUUCAACGAUUUUCUUCUGCUGUUGCCGAACGUGUCCUAGAGGGGGGAUUCUUCUUGAAUAAUCCCAAAAUCAACAUGAAAAAACCAAAAGACAUACAGCUUGAUGCCCAUUACACAUUGCGUAUCUUAACUCCAUCUGAAAUUGACUUCGCAUACUUCCGAUAUUUUCCCAAGGACGAUGAUGAGAUUGAUGUCGAUAGUUUAGAUGAUGAUGAGGAUUUCGAAAGCCCAAAGAAUUAUUUCAGCGAUGACGAAGCCCGAAUGGAGUCCAUGUUGACCAAAAGGUACAAGUUUGUUUCUUCGAGAUUCACAAACUAUUUAAAUGGCAAAAAACCAAUCAAAACUAGAAAGACACCUACUACACAAGCCAGAGCGAAAAAAUCAGAAUCCACUGUCCAAAAGGCCUCCAGAAAAUCAUCACAAUCACGCAGUAAUACUACUGCUGCCAGUAAGCCCCUGGAAAAGUCUACCAAGUUCAACACCGAAUCAACCCUGGGAGAGACGCAACAAUAUCCUUAUCCAGUUUUUAAUACUUUGCUGACUUCUAAUGCCGUUGUGAAUCGGCCAGAGGCUUCUAAAUCAAAGGCAUCAACGACGAACUACAACAUCACCUCUCCUCACAAUAAUGCCCGACUGAGAACAAGUGUUUCCACAGGCUCUUCUAGCAUACAAGGAAAACCUUCAAUUGAGUCUAACACAGCCAGCAGUAGCAAGCACACUGCGCCAACUAGCAUUCGUAAGGAAAGCAUCAGCACGAGGAUGCAAAUCGACCCUCGCUCUGAUACCGCUAUGGUUGGCAGAGAGGUGCCGCAACUUCCCAGCCAACCAAUUCCUCAAAGAAAAACAUCUAGUGUGUCAAAAGGAAAACCCCCAACCAAAUCUCAAACGGAUGCAUCAAAUCGUGGUCCCCCAGCUUGGACGCCAACUAAUACCAUUGCCACACCAUCGCAGUCGAUUGGUCACUCCAGAAGCGCAUCACAAUACUCAAUGACACCAGGAUAUCAAAAUCAGACCCCGAUACGUCAAAGUGAUUCGAGCGACCAAACACCACAAACAGGCCAACCUGUCGCUCAGAUUGUUACCCUCCCCACAUACGGGAUGCCACCAUACAAUCCAUAUUCGAACUGGUUGGCUCCACAGAUGUCUGGAGAUAAGAGCGCAGAUCAGAAGGCCCUCGACCAGCAAGCACUUCUCAUGUCUUAUCAGAAGUAUGGGUAUCCUGACCAGUACAACCCAUACGUGUCGGGAUACCCUGCCACAUACGGUGCUUCGAUGUAUCAGAGACCCGAUCAAAUGUAUUAUACCACCGGUGCUAGCAACAUGGGAUAUAAUCCACAAGGAGCUCAAAAUGCCUAUACCCAACUGUAUCCAUACAUGAGUCCGAUGUACCAACCACAAUACCACCAACAACAGAUGCCAACAUCAUCAAUUAAUGAAAUGAGUCAAGGAAGGAAAAGGAAGUCGCUGGCAGCAGAUACGCUGUCAUCAAAAAAGGUAUCAAACAAGGAUAAAAGUGCUCCGAAGAAGCCAUGA